Messenger RNA from Acanthosepion pharaonis, 762 nucleotides. The record is from the annotation of a GenBank genome assembly. NCBI's taxonomy places the organism in Eukaryota, Metazoa, Mollusca, Cephalopoda, Sepiida, Sepiidae.
AUGUAUACCCCCUUUGUAUUACAGUUUAAUGUAUGCUCUCUAAUCGACGUUAAAGAACGUGAUUCUCGCUCCCUGAUAACAUCCAUUUUCUCCCUAACUCCUUUUCUCAUUAUCUUUCUUCCGGUACCUAAUAAACGCCGGUCACGUUUCGUGCAGGUUUUCUUUCACCUGAAUUUCCACUUCCCUCCCUCCCUUUCCCUUUCCCUCCCUCCCUCCCUUUCUCUUCCUCCCUUCCCUCCCUCCCUUUACUUUCUCUUCCUCCCUUCCCUCCCUCCCUUUACUUUCUCUCCCUCCCUUCCCUCCCUCCCUCCCUUUACUUUCUCUCCUUCCCUCCCUUUACUUUCUCUUCCUCCCUUCCCUCCUCUACUUUCUCUUCCUCCUUUACUUUCUCUUCCUCCCUUCCCUCCCUCCCUCUACUUUCUCUUCUCCUUCCUUCCACUUUCCUCCCUUUACUCUACCUUCCGUUUAUGCCUUCCACUUUCUCCCUUUAUUCUAUCGUCCUUUCUUACAUUCCUCUUUCCCUUUACUGUCUCUUCCUUUCUUGCCUCCCUCUUUCCUCCCUUUACUCUCUCUUACUUUCUUGCCUCCCUCUUUCCUCCCUUUACUUUCUUCUUUCUCUUUCCUCCCUUUACUUUCUUGACUUUAUAUUACUUUCAUGCGUUCCUCUUUCUUCUAUCUUUCUUCCUUUCUUUCACUAUCUACCAAUACAAUUUCUCUUUUUCUUCUUCACUUGUCUUGUUUCAUGUUUUUUUCCAUUGUUAA